Molecule: messenger RNA, 5822 nt
Organism: Drosophila mojavensis
Lineage: Eukaryota; Metazoa; Arthropoda; Insecta; Diptera; Drosophilidae
Gene: sti
Product: citron rho-interacting kinase
Exons: 7
Coding region: 123-5642 (1839 amino acids)
Biological process (GO): peptidyl-threonine phosphorylation; actomyosin structure organization
Cellular component (GO): cytoplasm; actin cytoskeleton
Molecular function (GO): protein serine/threonine kinase activity; ATP binding
Source: RefSeq, a predicted model, not a curated record
GCGUUUAACAUUCAAAACGUUCGAUUCUGAACAAGGCGUCGCUUGAUUUUUGUCGACGGCAUCAGCUAAAUAAACACUGCAUGUAGCUGUUAAAAUAUUGUUAAAUUACACAAAAUAUUAAUAUGCCGCCACAACGCGAGCCAAUUAGUGUGCGCACGACGCGACUCAAUAAUUUAAUAUUAGGUAAAGGAGUUGGCGCCGUGCAAAAACCUUUGACAAGCGCAUCAAGACGCAGCGUUGUGCCUCUAAAUACUGCAAGUGCAGCUGUCGCAGAAGCCAUUUGUCGAGAGGGUUUGCUGGACGCAUUCUGCCUGCUGUACAAUGAGUGCGACAAAGAGACCCUUAAGAAACGCGACCGCAACAUAGCGGAAUUUGUAAAUAAAUUUCGUCCGAUCAUUGAGGAAACGCGCCAACUGCGCGUAAACGCAGAUGAUUUUGUUAUUAAGGCCCUCAUUGGCAAAGGCUAUUUCGGCAAUGUCCAUUUGGUGGUCGAGCGCCAAACAUCCGAUGUUUACGCCAUGAAGAAGAUCAAGAAAUCGAUGGUGACCACAUCGCAAGUGGAACGCGACAUAAUGUCCCAGCGUAAUUCUGAGUGGCUGACCAAUUUACAGUAUGCCUUCCAGGACAAUGACAAUUUGUAUUUGGUCAUGGAAUAUCUGCCAGGAGGUGACCUACUCAGUCUAAUGUCCCGUCACGGACCUUUUGACGAGGAUAUGGCCCGCUUUUAUUUAGCCGAGCUAACACUGGCUCUCCAUACGCUGCACACCAUGGGCUAUGUUCAUCGAGAUAUCAAACCGGAAAACAUUUUGAUCGAUCGCUUUGGCCACAUCAAAUUGGCAGACUUUGGCAAUGCUGCUGCCUUGGACCGAGAUGGACAUGUUUUGAGUCUUUCACCAGUUGGCACACCAGACUAUAUAGCUCCAGAGCUCUUACAAACUAUAUCAACCUAUAAGCUAUCAAAAUCUAUGCAUGACGUAAGCUGCGAUUAUUGGUCCAUGGGCAUAAUUGGCUACGAGCUGAUAUGUGAGAUUACGCCCUUCCACGAGGAUAACGUCCACGAGACCUAUUCGAAAAUACUUUCGCACUGCGAGGAUAGCCGUUUGAAGAAAAUAGUUAGUUUUCCCAGCGAUCUGAAAAUUUCUAGCAAUUUGAAACAUUUGAUCGGUUCGUUGGUCACGAAUCCAACGAACCGGCUUUCGUAUGAUCAGAUCGUAAAGCAUCCAUUCUUCGAAAGCAUCCAGUGGAGCACAGUCCGUUCGCAGGUGCCGCCCAUUAUACCCACCAUCAAGUCGGAUGAUGAUAUCUCCAACUUUGAGGACGGAAUACGGCAUAAAGCGCGCCGUGAACCGCAGGCGAAAAAGUCACUGACUUCGAACAUGAAGUCGAACGAUUUUAGCGGCAAGGAUUUGCCUUUUAUUGGCUACAGUUUCGUUCAUUUGGAAAAUGAUUACAGUGCAGCCGAUGGUUCGGAUACAGCACGUACAACUAAGCUGCAGGAAAAGCUGCGAACUCUGCAGCAAAAGUUGAAAUCACGCGAAGGGGAGAUCCUAAAGCUAAGACAGGAGCUGGUUAAAGCACAACAAACUGUUAAGCAGAGUGACGGGUCAUCUCAAGUGGUGCUUGAAGCUAAAAUGGAAAUCACAAAACUCCAAGAUAUUAUUAAGGAGAAGACUAUGGAGCUGGCCAGCUGCAAGACUCAAAUCAAAACGUUGCAGAGCUCAGCGAAAAUUGACGAAGAAAUGUGGUCGAAGAAAGAAGCCACAAUCACGGAUUUAUUGCGCCUGAAUCGCCAGAAGUACGAGGAGGCGAAAAUUGCAUCCGAACAAAGAUAUGAAAAGCAGCUGGCGGAGAAGAAACAAGAGCUGGCCUGCACGGUGCAAAAGCUGGAUGCGCGUGAGCUCGAAUUUCAUGCCAAAACUGACGAAUGUAAACAUCUUCAAGACAAGCUGGAGAACUACAAGGAAAUGCUGAAGCAGCUGAAGGAACAGAGCGUUAAAGCCGACACCAAUCACGAGAAGCAGAGACAACAGCUAACAGAUAGCUAUGAGCAAAAGCUUUCAGAGCUGCGACAGAAACUGCGCGAAUCGCAGGACACCCACCGUCGCAUGACCUUCGAGCUGCAGAAUAUACGCACGGAGCUGGACGAGUCAAUUAGCUCGGGUAAAUCAAACCAAGAAGCUAAAAAUGCGACAGAGCGUAGCAUCGAGGACAUACUCCAGAGACUCAAUUGCGAGAUAAGCGCAAACAACGAGCUGCGUGCAGCCAAGGCUUCUCUAGAGACGCAGCUUAGUCUCACCAAAAAAGAAUUGGCUGAAGUACAGACGGAAUGCAACCGUUUGGAGCGAGAGCUACAGCUUGCUGAAUGCCGUGGAAACUUGGCAGAAACAUCGCUUGCGUCUCAGACCUCGCCUUACGAAACAGCGCCAGGUUCGCUGACGGAGUUGCAUGCCAUUGAGGAUCAACUACGCGCCGAUUUGGUGGCUGCAAAGGAUGCGGAGUCGGCGCAAAAGACUCGCGCAGAUCAGCUGCAGGAGCUGGUUUCUAAGCUGGAGAGAAUGCUCGAACGUUUCAAUGAGCAAAGUUUGUCCCCCAUGAAGGGUCAUUCGGGGGGUGCUGGUAACAGUGCUGUGGGUGAUAUGCUCGAGCGGCAGAAUGAGAAACUAGAGGAUAAACUGGCUGCAGUACGAGAGCAAAUGAUUGUAGAGCGUCAAGCGGCACGAACCGCUAACUUAUCACUCUGGAAGGUGGAGAAACAACUGGAGGAGGCGCUCGCCGAGAAGAAGCUGUUGGCGCGACGCAUGGAAUUGACGGAAGAGCGCGUCAAGAAGGCGCAGAACGAACGUGACGAGGCACAACGUAAACAGAAAUCCACGCAGGAUGAGUUCCGUCAGCGCGAUGCACGCAUUGAUGAACUGAAAGCUGAGCUGGCAGCCAGCAAGCGAGAUGUACUGAAGGAGCAUCGCAUGUGGGAGAAAGCCGAGGAGGAGCGCAUGAAGUGCAAAUCCGAAAUAAUCGAGCACUUGGCAAACAUCCACAGGCUGGAGCAGCAGGUCCGAGAGGUGCGUCAAAAGCUGAAUCAGUCCCAGCAACGUUGCGAUGGGCUGGGUCUGGAACAGAAGCGUCUACAGCGCGAGCUACAAGAGGAACGAGAGCGCAAUGCGGCAGCUGGCGAAAACACUCAGGCCUUGCAAGCGGAGUUGAAGCAACUGACGGAUAAUUUCCAGCGCCUAAAAUACGCAUGUAGCAUAACUGACAAUCAGCUGACGGAGGUGGAGAAUAUGCUGGAGGCGGAGCAGAAGCGAAACAAGACACAGCAAGCCCAGCUGGAUGCUUGCCAUGUAAAGCUACGGGAGCGCAACGAUCAGGUCACCCAGCUGCGCAAGGAUCUGAAUGUGCAGGAGUCUGAGAAGCGGCAAGCUGAGCAACAUGCGAAAAUACUGAGCGUAGAAUUGGAGGAGCUCAAGGAGAACUUGAAGCAGUUGCAGAUGAAGUUAAUAUCACAGCAGAGUCAGCUGGUGGAGCAAACGAAUGCUCUGUUCGGCGCCCAGGAGCGGGCGGAUCAGCUGGAUGUGCAGAGCGCCAGUUGCCAGGCGCAGAAUGCAGACUACGAGCGGGAGCUGCUUUGCCUGAAGGAGGAGAAUGCUCGCAUUCUCAGUGAGCUAUUCCACAGCAAGGAGGAGGUGCUGCAUUUGCAUGACGAGGUCAAGAAUCUGCAGACAGUGCAAACAGGACUUCACACCGAGAUCGAUGAACUGCAGAAUGCGCUGACCGAAAAGGAACAGUUCUAUGUACAGCGGGACAUCAAGGCAAUGGCUACGCUCGCUCAGCAUAAGAAACUCAUCGACUAUUUACAGCUUAAGGUGGAGGAUUUGUCUGCGAAGAAGAAGAAAACACUUGCAGACAAAAUCUUUGGAUCCAACAGCAAUACCAAGGAGAACAUAUCGCCUAAUGAUGUGGAGUCAUCAAUACUAUAUCGUGCUCUGAAAGAGGAAUUGCGCCGGGAACAAAAGCAUUCCAAGAUGCUGCAGGAUCAGUUGGAUCAAUUAAAUGGCACUGCAACUUUACGUUCCCCACGUAAGUCAACCGUUGCCAAUGGAGCUGCAGAAGAGCCCAAGCUGAGACCCGCUAGCAUCGCCACAGUUCCCCGAUCUCCACGCAAGCAGCCGACGACAAUAAAACGCUCGGCAAGUCAAACGGAAACCAAAGCAAAUUCGAAAUCACCAGAAAAGCAGGAGGGCAAAGGCGAAGUAACGCAUCAUCGUUUCGAGUUGGCUUUGCAAGAAUCGAAGGUCGAUGCUGCCAACUGUGUGGCCUGUGAUCAACCAAUUAUAGCCGGCUCGCCUUAUUGGCGCUGCAAGGAAUGCAAGGAUGUAUCGCACCGCAAAUGUCGGGCUAAUGUGACUAGCAGCUGUGGCAGCUCAGUUGUGUCGUCUUGCGAUGAGGUUAGCGAAACUCGACCAGAGUCCAGCUGCAGCAGCAGUCUGGACACAAUGGAAAGCGAGACUAACUGCACUGAUGAGUACAAGGGCACACUGGCCUACAAUGGCUCACAGAACAGCCACAACGGCGAGGUCAUUGAGAUCAAUUGCGCAUUCGAAAUAGUGGAGCAGAAAAUCUUGCUAUUUGGCUGCAACAGCGGCUUGUUCACCUACAAUGUGGAUGGACAGCGCUUGCUGCAUAUUGCUGGCAUCGAGUCGGUCAGCUGCGUGUCCGUAUCGACACGUCUGGCCAAGGCUAUGAUGGUGGGUGCCAAUGGCGAGAAGCUCUACCAGUGUGACUAUCGGCAGCUGGAGUCACGUUGCCAGAGCACGAUCCCCUGCAACAAGCCUGUGCUGGAGACGUCGGUCAUUGAAUUGCCCUUUGCCAAUCGUUCGGUGAGCGAGAAGUGGAAACUUGUGCAGAUCUCAAACGAAUCUGAGAAUGCUCUCGACUCGGUGGCCAUUGCGGCAACUUCGACACGCAUUGUCAUACUCAAAUACGAUCAUAAGCUGCAUAAGUUCAAGCCAGUUCGUGCAUUGGACACUGCCACGCCCGUAACAUCGAUUUUCUAUACACGCCACUCGGCCAUCGUCAGCUCGGAUAAGUUUUAUGAAAUCGAUCUAGAUAACUAUGCGGCCGAAGAGUUUGUCGAUCUGGCAGAUAAGACGCUGCAGCACACAUCCAACUGUCAGCCCUUCGUAGCUGUGCGUAUCUCUCGUCAGGAGUUCCUGCUCUGCUUUGCCGAAUGCGGCAUCUUUGUCGAUGAAUUUGGUUGUCGUUCGCGUCCCUAUGAUUUGAGUUGGGUCUACGCGCCAACUGGCUUCUUAUACCGCGAGCCAUUCCUUUACGUGGCGCACUAUCAGUACGUGCAGAUAAUGCGCAUACAUCGCUCCUACAGCAAAGAGAUGACCAAUGCGGAAAACGGAGACUCAUCAGAAAUACAACGCGCUUACUUGCCCCAUUACAUGCCUACUCUGCUGACUUCCAGUGGAGAGCGAAAUAUUUAUACUCUGUCUAUAGAUAAGCAAGCGGGCUAUCAGCAGGUAUAUCACCUGGAUGCAUUGCGUGCCUUCAAAAAGAAACUCAACGUGUCCAUGGAGACAAUAUCCUCGGUGGCAACAUCAAUAACGCUUGGCUCGGCGAUGACAACGGAUAGUCUAUAAGGCGUACUUAACCAAUAAUAUCUCUGCCUGUAAAUACAUACAUGCGUAUGUAUAUAGUAUUUAACACAAAUUUAUCAUCAGUCACAAAUCACUUUUUAUAUUAUAUUUUAUUUGAAUAUUUUAACUAUGUUUAUUUGCGAUUCCAGCGAGAAUAAAGCAUUUCAAUACAUUUAGCGCCAA